This is a messenger RNA of Entrophospora sp. SA101, 546 nucleotides long. The record is from the annotation of a GenBank genome assembly. NCBI's taxonomy places the organism in Eukaryota, Fungi, Glomeromycota, Glomeromycetes, Entrophosporales, Entrophosporaceae.
AUGAUUACCAAAAAAACAAACGAAAACGGACAUGAAAAAAACGAGGAGCAAGAACAAGAUGACGAAGAAUUAAUUACACCAACUCGAACAAAUCUUAAAACAAUCUUGGAAGAAAAAGCAUUUAACAAAAACAAUAACGAAAAAAUAACCUUAGAAGGUCGUGAUGAUAGCAGUAGUGGCGGCAGUAAUUUAAUUACUGACAAUAUAUUAAAGAGAAGACCUUCUGCGCCUUCUAAACUAAAUGUUGAUACUAUAAAAAUUGAUCAAACAAAUUACAAUAAAACUAAGACCAACAAUAAUAUUGCCACAAAAACAAUUUCUACGUCGACACCUACAUCUCCGGUACUUUCUUUAGUGUCUCCAAAAAUAAUGAAAUUACGUCGUAAAUGGAAUCCUAAAACUAAUGGAUUAAAACCAGCUUCUCCUUUAAAUUCUUUGCCAAGAAAUGAACUUGAUAAAGAUUUACUAGCAAGAUUGGAACAACAAAAUUCUCAAUUACCUCCUCAAGGUUCGGCUGAAUUUUUGCUUGCAAGACUCAAUCUCUAA